GCGGCAAAAGACUGACUCCCUCUCUCCGUCCAACAGUGUUCGAAAGUUUUCAAGUGUAUAUUUUAAUGUGUAUAAACCUUACGUGAAAGUGUCCUCUCAUAACAAAAUGAAAACGAAACACAUGCAAUCUGCAGUCUCACGCGGGAGACUGUUUUAAUUUAUCUUCCAUUCCUGAAACCAACGAUAGAAACCUUUUUUGAGUAUAUCGGCUGUAAGGAUUCAAUAAUGUACUUGUAAAGAGUCAUGACAUAAACAAUCGUAUUUCUCGGAAGUGAAGUCCAAGAAAGACAUUCCUCUCUGGAAAUCACUCUCCAACGGAGGAACGCGCACGCAAGCUCCUCUUCGGGUGCGACAUUGCCACCUCAAAGUCAUUGCAAUGAACGUGACGAUCUUCAUAUUACUAGUUGCAUCCAUCUGCUCCUCGGGCGUGGCAACCGCGGGGAGCCCGGAUUCCGCUCCACCGCAGCCAGGCAUCGAGAUCGACCAUGCUGCACGCAGGAUGCCACGGUUAGCAUUAUUGAUAUCAGGAUCCACAUCCACAGCCUCUGAAGUUAGUAGUGCAGGAACGACUCCAGAAACUACGACUUCAGAAGCAACCAAAGGACUAACUCCUGAUAUUACAAGUACUUAUGCCACUCCCCAGAUUACCCAUCCUGGCUCAGCCUCGUUGCCUCCUACCGCAGGAUUAAAAUCAACCGCAGUUGCAGCCUCACCCACACCUAUUCCUCCAUCCAGCUCGACCUUCGCGUCAACUGCCACGACUUCAGAACUGACCUCUCCAGCCACAACUCCGGAGACCAGCAGUACAAACUCAGCUCUUCAAACUACCACUACAUAUAUAUCUACAACAACAAACACCACAUUCACAAGUCAAGGACUUACUACUGCAGGCACAACUUCAGAAACUAGCACAAUAGAAACAACUUCAGGAACUACACCAGAACCAGGUCGUGGAGCUAGUAGUACAAGCACAAGCCCAGGAACUAGCCCAGAAUCAACCCCAGCAGCUAGCACUCCAAUCACAAACCCAGGAACUAGCACAGAAUCAACUCAAGGAGAUAGCACUUCAAGCACAAACCCAGGAACUAGCACAGAAUCAACUCAAGGAGAUAGCACUUCAAGCACAAACCCAGGAACUAGCACAGAAUCAACUCCAGGAGAUAGCACAAAAUCAACCCCAACAGCUAGUACUACAGACAUAAGCACAGGAACUAGCAUAGAAUCAAUCCAAACAACUAGCACUACAGACAUAAGCCCAGGAACUAGCACAGAAUCAACUCCAGCAGCUAGCACUACAGUCAUAAGCACUGAAAAUAGCACAGAAUCAACCCCAACAGCUAGUACUACAGACAUAAGCACAGGGACUAGCACAGAAUCAACCCCAACAUCUAGCACUACAGACGUAAGCACAGAAAAUAGCACAGAAUCAAUCCCAACAGCUAGUACUACAGACGUAAGCACAGAAAACAGCACAGAAUCAACCCCAACAGCUAGUACUACAGACGUAAGCACAGAAAAUAGCACAGAAUCAAUCCCAACAACUAGCACUACAGACGUAAGCACAGAAAAUAGCACAGAAUCAAUCCCAACAACUAGCACUACAGACGUAAGCACAGAAAAUAGCACAGAAUCAAUCCCAACAACUAGCACUACAGACAUAAGCACAGGAACUAGCACAAAAUCAACCCCAGCAGCUAGUACCACAGACAUAAGCACAGAAAAUAGCACAGAAUCAAUCCCAACAACUAGCACUACAGACAUAAGCACAGAAAAUAGCACAGAAUCAAUCCCAACAACUAGCACUACAGACGUAAGCACAGAAAAUAGCACAGAUUCAAUCCCAACAACUAGCACUACAGACAUAAGCUCAGAAACUAGCACAGCGGAAUCAACUCCAACAGCCAUAGUCUCGGUUUCGCCAACGAUUACUAGCUUUCCACCCACGUGCUCCGUUGACCCGGACCACACCACGAUUGAAGCUCAGAUAACAUUGCCGCGCACCUUGGUCGUCGCCUGGGGGAAUGCAGCACCGCCGUCCGUCACGGUCUGUCUGCAGGAAGACUGCCGAACCACUGCUGCGUCACCAGUGCAAUUCGACGAGGUCACAGCAGGCCGGUCGCUCCUGGUCACAGUCACCGGGACCGAUUUCUUCGACUGCGUGCAGCUCUUUGUCCCGUGGCAAUUCAGAAUCGGCGUCGCGGCGCACAAUCUCACCCUGGACUGGGUCAACUUCAGCCCUCGUCUACUGAACGUGUGCGUGGCCACAGACAUCGGGCAUUUCCCAUCGUACUCGUCCUGGAUCGACUGUAAAGAAACGACGAGCUCCAUAGCCUCGUUUUCUGGCCUCGAACCGGACACUCCCUUCUGGGUCAGAGUGGGCGAGGCAACCGUCUUUCAUGCGACGACAUCUCCCGUUGCUAAGUACAGGAGCCUUGCAUUCCGCUGCCACGAGACCGGCGUGUGUGUGAGCGGCGAGUGUCGUCCAGCCUCCGACGGCCUCCUGCUGGCGCUGGACUUGGCAUCACCGGUGCCCGUGUCGUACCCCUACACCUGCGUCGAUAAAGACAACGCACAGUCGUCUCCGGCCACGCUCAUCUCCGCCUCGAGAGUCCUCGCCAUCACCAGCGUCGUGUUCGAGAGUGGCGGUUUGGAGCAGGACAUCGAGGAGUGCAUCCACACGACCGCCAUGGCUAUCGUCAAGUACUGGUGCGACGGCAUGGAGAAUUGCACGGUGGAGCACAGCUUCCUCCACAGCCACCUGGCGGUCGCAGAGGGCUGCGUCGACACCCGGCUGGACCAGUACAGCUUGCACAUAAAGUAUAAGGAUGCGGUCUCCGACCCCACUUGCCGCGUUGGGACUAGUCUCUUCGCUCCGCACAAAACCUGCUACGACGUGGAGACUUCGACCGACCUCCCUGCGAGGAGGAGGAGCUGCAUGGAGGCUGGGGGGGAUAUUGCCUUUUACGAUUCCGACCCGGCGUUUUUACAAUUUCUCAACGAAACUUUUGACCUGUCGGAAAAGGGCUUACUUGUGCAAGGAAUUAUCGGCUACGACGUGCGGCCUCGAGAACCACAACUUUAUGCUAAAGACGUAGAUACAUACAACAUUAAUUCCGAAAUACACUACGUUAUGUCACACCACAGCUUUGCGUACGACGUGCCCAUUCUCUGCGCUUACCCGCCGCUCGUGGGAGUCCCCGAUCGCCUCGAGACCGCAACCAUAUCCGACGACCCCUGCUGGAGCAGCCCCUGCCUCAACGGGGGAACCUGCUUCAACACGACGCUGGCCCUGAAUGCGGCCGCAGCCAGUGGCGACGAAUUCAUGUGCCUCUGCAGAGAUGGUUACAGCGGCAACCUGUGUGAAAAUGCGAACACUGGAAUCAAGGACGAGCCGCAGGACCCGCUGGACGGCGUGUACUCCUUCAGCGCACCCUCCGACAAGGCCCUCAGCUUCGAGUUCGUCUUCUUCGGGCGGGUCUGGGCGGAGAGCCAGAGCUGCUACGCCCCCGCUGCCCUUGCGCUUUUCCGCCUCAAGUGCGACGGCCAGAGCCAGUGUGAGGUGUCGUAUACGGACCUGCACCACCACCUGCAUUCCUCGUGUCACCCGGCCGUGACGCCCACGUUACGCGUCCGUUACGCCACUUACGAGUCUCCGGAGAACUGGAGCUGCGGAGCCGAGAGCCUCGUGGAGAGCACCUGUCUUGGAACCUCGCCCGACCGGUUCCGCAGCGCCCAGGACGCCAAACUGUACUGCGCCGGAAUGGGCGGUGACCUCGCCUCCACGGGAGACCCCACGCCCUCUCUCUGCCUGAACAACGCCUCGUCGUUGUGGGUGGACAACACCACAGACUUCCGUGCCCACCCGCACUACGCCCUCACGCCCGUCAACCCCACAAGCAUCUCCUGCGAUGGUCAGGCUCUCCAGAGCCACACGGCUCUGUGCGUCUUCCCGUUCGUAUUUUUCAACAGUAGCUCUACUACCACGGAAGAGACCACAACUAUUUCUACUACCGAAGAGACAACACCUAAGAUAACUUCGACUGCCAGCACUACGAGUACUACCACGACGACGACGCCCGCUCCGCCAGGACCGUGCCCAGAGACGAGGCCCUUCCCCUCGGCGUACCCAGAUUACGUUUGGAAGCAAGAAGAACCCGGGACACGCGCCAGCAAUAACUGCCCGAAGCCUAAAAAUGUCACUGUGCAUUGGCUCUGCAAAGCGAACGGCAAGUGGGACGGGCUGCCUGAUCUGAGCCUCUGCUCGACCAUUGACACCGGCCAUUGGGAGGACGAAAUAAAAAACAGCACUGAGAAUGCAGGCGACUCACUCAAUAAUUUCCUCAACAUGACGGAAUCUCAGGAACUUGAACCAGGUGACGUCACGGGCACACUGAACAUCUUAGGCGCCGCCAGAGAACGCCACAUCGAGGACCUUAAGAAUAUGAAUGAGAGCGAAGUCCUUAAUGCCACUGACGUCUAUACAAUGGCCGUCACAAAGACGACCAACAAAAUGUUACAGCAACCAGAGGUGAGGACGCCCUGGAGGCCUGCGUCCUCGUUGGCGUCAUUUCCUUCGUGUAUUUGCGCUGUCACCCUCUAC
This is a messenger RNA of Penaeus chinensis, 4600 nucleotides long. RefSeq lists its product as uncharacterized. The transcript is spliced from 13 exons. Lineage: Eukaryota; Metazoa; Arthropoda; Malacostraca; Decapoda; Penaeidae. The annotation marks the transcript as partial. The record is from RefSeq and is a predicted model, not a curated record. Gene Ontology annotation, molecular function: G protein-coupled receptor activity. Gene Ontology annotation, cellular component: membrane.